CUGUUAACAAUGGUCAUAUAUUAAUCUAUGCAUUGGAUUAAAUAUUAAAAGCUAUACUCAAUAGCUAACAUGUAGCACUGAGCACACCCUAUCCUUUCCAAGUGCCUUUAACAUGCUGCAUGAGUAAACAAUACAAAAUGUAGUUUCUGUCUUUUGAAAGAAACAUGCCCAAUCGUUAGAGUUAGGUUAUUUAAGGUUUCUUGGUUUAAGUUUUUGUGAUGGAGAAGUUACUAAACUCCCCCACAAGAGGGCAGAAUCACUUAUACAAUUCCAGGCUCCCAACACUGGUCCAGGAAAACCUCCUCUCCAAGUAUUUUCUCUGCUCUAACACACAUUAUCUAGGCAAUCAGCUAAUUAACAGCCCUUGCUGAAUCAAAGUGGGAAAACACCAAAACGUCAGUGUGCCACUGACUGCUGAUGGAAUUUAUGGAAAUUGGCUUUUUUGUCUGAAAAAAUAUUCUGUUUUAAAUGAUACCUUCUAGCUGGAUGGUGUUUUUUUUUUUUUUUUUUUAAAAAUAGGAAAUGCUAACGCAUAUCUAUUCCUGUAUUAUUUUACCAAAGGGAAGGCAAAGCCAUCAUUUCCUUUCCACAGCUACGUUGUUUAUCUUAUAGAAUCCAGAGGAUUUCUGCAGUAAUCACUGGGCGGUUUCUAUUACGCUUAAUCAAUAGCGCCAGAUUGUGGUUGUAUAAUAUAACAUAUUUCGAGUGAAGCCAAAUCGGAUGUCUGUUUGAUUAAAAAAGAUGCAAGCAUUAAGGAAAUGUAAACCACAUAUAGGGGGGAAAUCACAUGGAUUUAGCAUAAAUUGAAUGCUGAUUUUCAAAGGAAAAGAAACAAACCUGCGACUGGAGCCCGGAAAAGCCAUGGCUGAGGAUGGUCAAGCCUCCCUUUGUUUUCUUCACCCUUUUGGUCAAGAUAAGGUUUGUCGUGAAGGGUCACUUUGGUCUGGGGGAAAGGACACAAGCAACGCAAGGUUUUAUUUCACUGAAGAUGGGUUCGAUUUCACACCACGAUUUUCAAGGAGGGUGCACUAAAACCGAGAAAGAGGAGGCACAGGGCAUUGAGGAAGACGCGCAGUCGUUCCACGGUGUCGGUGUGUGCAAAUGGUUUAAUGUGCGGAUGGGUUUCGGCUUCUUGUCUAUGAAUCGCCGAGAGGGAGUUCUGCUUGAAGUUCCAGUUGAUGUGUUUGUCCACCAGAGUAAGCUACACAUGGAGGGGUUUAGGAGUCUGAAGGAAGGUGAGGAAGUUGAGUUCAACUUUAAGAAGUCUUCCAAGGGUCUGGAGUCUGUGCGGGUGACAGGGCCUGGAGGAGUGCACUGUAUAGGCAGUGAAAAGAGACCCAAGGGCAAGACUGCUCAGAAACGCCGCUCCAAAGGAGACAGGUGUUACAACUGUGGAGGUUUAGACCACCAUGCAAAAGAGUGCAAGCUGCCUCCUCAGCCAAAAAAGUGUCAUUUCUGCCAAUGUGUUUCACACAUGGUUGCCAACUGCCCAGCCAAAGCCCAGCAGUCCUCGCCGAGUUCUCAGGAAACACCUUUCUCUUUGAAGGAAAAGGAAGAAAUGGAUAAUUAUUCCCCUCCACUUACCGAGAUCAUCAAUUGAGGCAAAAGUGCACAGAGGACUUUGGAAUGGAGCUCACAAGUCAAUCAUACAUCUACAAUAAAAAAGGUGAACAUAGGUUCUGACUAAUGCUGCUUUUGGAGCUACCUCAGAUAUAUAAAAGAAGGGUGAACCAUUUUGUCAUUGGUGUAACACUCAGGGAUAGAAUUGUUUAUACUCAGGGAUUUUCACCAUGCAAUAUUGAAUCUCAAUAACAGAAGUGACCUCAAUGUAUCUGACUUUUGAUUAUACUUUUCUACAUGCUUUGAUAAUGCUGACAAGAGAAUGUGACAUUUUGACUGACAAAGAGCAGAGGCUGUGGAGACAAUACUCUGUAACGAAUGUGUAUUUCAGGGAUAUUUAUUGUGAGGUUCAGGGUCUGGAAGAGAGCUGGGGUGUGUUUACAAUCGACUGACCUCACCACCUGGGGCCAAAUGAAUGUUACAUUGGCAUGGCUUGCCAGUGAUUUCUUGUUUGUUUUAUCCCUGUUGAGUUAUAGAUUGUGAUUAUUUUAAAACAAUAGGUGUUAAUUUCAUUGAUUAUUUGCAAACUACACUCUGAAUUCAACUGCUACUCAUGCCUGUGCUAAUAAUGUUUGCCGUUUUCUAAGAGUUUAUUCUUUUGAUGAAAUCCAUGUAUAAUUCACUACAAUGUUGCCUCAUUGCCUCCUCAGCUGCCAGACAUGUUUAGAAAGAAGAGGUGCAUGCAGAUCUAGCCUUACUAGUCUUUAAAAAGAAGCUAGCAGACUUUCUUAUACAUUUAAUAUAUACCUUAUAUGUUAACCUAUAAGAAGAAUAUUUAUUACUGUGGCUUCUCCUCAAAUACCCUUUCCGUUACAUUGAUUUUAUUGUACACAUUCUUCCUCUUCUCCCAUUAUUUAUGAAAUGUUUAAUUUACAGACUAUGAUCAUUCUAAUUCUAUGCACAAUUUUGUUAGACGAAAACGCGUGUUGGGAACUUUGUAUGCUUAUCAGUGCAAGUCUGCACUAAUCGUGGAGCUUAUGCUUAUUUUACUGUUGCUUAUUUGUUUUGAACAAUUUUUUUUUACAUUUUUUUUAUCUUUAUUUUUUAUAAAUUACUGUUUUAACAUAGCUGUAACGUAUGAUAUUUGUCAAUUAACCACAAACCUGAAAAUCAGGGAGAGACACAAGACUGUAAGAUGUUUAUGUUGGAAAAAAUGACAAUUCCAGAAUCACACUCUUAUUAAACUGUAACAUUAACAAUCAUGUUAUGUAACAUUAUGUUUAUAUUCAUUUUUUAAAUUAAUUUCUUUAGAAUAUAUGACUGCCAACAAUCAUGCUAUUAUUAUAACACAUUUUGUUUCAAAAUAUAUAGUUAUUAUAUAUUCUAUAUAAUUGUUAUAAUAUUAAUAAUAAUUAGGUUUUUUUCCUCCCACUCUCCAGGCCAUAUUUUAAGGUUAUUUAAAGGUAUGAGGAAACUUGUGUAUUUGCACAAAGAUGGAGCACCGUUUAAGCACAUCUGCCGCUGUUGGAUGUUUUUUUCCAUUUGUAUUACAACUUUCUGCCUUAUGAUGGAAUUCGAUACUAUUUUGGCAUUUAUUAUUUUUGUUGUUCCGUUCCUGUAAUUCUGUUCAAUGCUUUUCUCACGGUUCAAAUGAUUCAGGAAAAUAAAACUGUUUUAGAGAGUUUAUUGCCAUGAAGUUAAGCUUUUGGUUUUGUAUUUUAUAUAUUAAUAUGUAUUUUGUAAUUAUUUUAUUUCUAUCAUAGUCUAUAAUUUGCCCUGUUUGGGCUAAUUUGGUAAAUACUUUUCUGGCAAUUAAAUUUAUAUUCUUUAAAAACUUUCUUUCUGAAUAUUGGUUUAAAAAAAAAAAAAAAAAAAAACUCUUAGGCUGAGUUUCCAAUGAAGGAGUUUGUUAUAUUGACUAUUGAAUCUCAAGUAUGCACUGCAGGAUUGCUGUGGCUUAAACUAUUUUAGGAAACCUGUUUAUACUUGCUUAAUAAAUUCAAUUUUAUAAAAACAA
Messenger RNA from Tachysurus fulvidraco (yellow catfish), 3577 nucleotides. It is a transcript of the gene lin28aa, whose product is annotated as lin-28 homolog Aa. Gene Ontology annotation, molecular function: zinc ion binding; nucleic acid binding. The record is from RefSeq and is a predicted model, not a curated record. Lineage: Eukaryota; Metazoa; Chordata; Actinopteri; Siluriformes; Bagridae. The transcript has 6 exons. Bases 872 to 1600 code for a protein of 242 amino acids.